Messenger RNA from Vespa velutina, 1777 nucleotides. RefSeq lists its product as uncharacterized. NCBI's taxonomy places the organism in Eukaryota, Metazoa, Arthropoda, Insecta, Hymenoptera, Vespidae. Bases 37 to 1482 code for a protein of 481 amino acids. The record is from RefSeq and is a predicted model, not a curated record. The transcript is spliced from 7 exons.
CAGCAGCCUUACCUGAUUCGUUCAGUAUAGAAGAAGAUGGCGACGAGAAAAGUGAACGUUAACGAUGUCCUUCUAACAGUGAAUCUCUUUUUGUUUUUUUCUUUUCUAAUCGAUGCUAAAAAACUCGAAGAUAUUGUUCAAGAAUCUUCCGGUGGGCUACCAUUUUUACAAUUCACAAAAGACGGUGUUCGUGUGAAUUUUGCUGGAUAUCAUGCUGAAACUGGUCUCGGUGGUCUUCUUGGUAAUUCUCAAACCGGUGGAGGACUUCAUGCAAGUGCUGGAACACCGUUUGGUCCACAAGCGUCUGCUGGAUUAGGUGGACUACUUAACGGUGAUAAUGCGAACACAGGUGGUGGCUUAUAUGCCCAAGCUGGUCUUGGACAUAAUCGACCAGCAGCCAGAGCUGGACUUGGAGGAAUCCUAGACGGAAGUGGAAAUUCGAAUAAUCCUAUUGCCGGUAUUCUUUUCGCGGACGCUGGACUUGGAAAAAAUCAACCAGCAGCCAAAGCUGGACUAGCAGGAAUCCUGGACGGAAGUGGAAAUUCGAAUAAUCCUAUUGCCGGUACUCUUUUCGCGGACGCUGGACUUGGAAAUAAUCAACCAGCAGCCAAAGCUGGACUAGCAGGAAUCCUGGACGGAAGUGGAAAUUCGAAUAAUCCUAUUGCCGGUACUCUUUUCGCGGACGCUGGACUUGGAAAUAAUCAACCAGCAGUCAGAACUUCCGAUAAUGUUUAUUAUGAUACAGUACCUAGUAAUGCCGCAUCAAUUAAACCAUCUACAAGUCACACAAAUAUACAAUUAAUUUCAGGCUCAAUACCGAAGAAUCAUAAGAGCCAAAGAGCGAUAAACUCAAAAUCAGUAGUCCUGAUCAACGAGCCUAUUCCCGAGUCGAAAUACUUCCCAGAGGCAGGUACGUCGGCAGAACUAUAUGCGAAUACAGGUUAUGUCAAUGGCAAGAGUCAUGUCAGUGCAUUCGAAAAUGUACAAAAGAUUCCAACUUCCCGUGAUAAAUCGAUUGAAGAAGAUCGAAAGAUAAACGAGUCUACUCCACUUGUUAAUGGCUUGAUAUCUUCGAAAGGAGUCGUUGAAGCUAAUGCUGGAGCUAAUGGGAAUGCUGCAGUUGGUAAUAACGUUAACACGGCACAAGAACAACCGGUGUUGAAUCAUUGGUACUUAAGAAAGAGAUUUCGCAGUGGUCCAUUGAGGAAACAAAUAUUACACUCGAGUUCGGUGAUACCAGUUUCGGUUCCGAUACCAGCAUCCACAUCUAGUGGUACAUCAGGAACUGCAUCUGGUGGAGUAUCUGCAAGUGCAUCAGGAGAAAUUAUCUCACGAGUGAACGCUGACAGUUCGACUGGCAGUGACAUCACUUUUGUUGGUUCGAAAACUUAUAAACCAGGAUCGUUCUUUGACGAUAUUUUUAAUAUACCGAUUUCCACAUUGACAGCGGUAAAUCAAUUACUCAGAAAUAAUGUUGGCUGAGGACUGGACCAUCUUUAUUAUCAUCUUACUACUAUAUACUUCUAUAAUUAUUUUCUUUUGAUAUUAUUACGAAUGAUCUUCGUAACAAAAAAAAAAAAACACGUAGUAUUCAUAUGGUUGGUGCAUUCGUUUAUUAUUAUUAUUUUUUGUAUUUAUUUUUUUUUUCUUAUUCUGAAGUAUUUAUUCGUCGACUACUUUUUAUUAGAAACAAUUAUCUAUUAUAAUAGGUACAUAGGUUGCAAUCAUACAAACGAGAUGAUAAAUAUGACGACAUUAAUUAUAAUUUUUUAUAGUA